AUGAUCGGGACCACUCGACGCUGCAAGUCGCGACGGUCCCAUCUCAUCCGCUAUCUCCAGCACCGAGCUUUAGAGAUGCGUGUCGAAGCUCUGGCUGCUUUCAAAGGUUGCUGCGAAGCUGUCUCUCCAUAUUUAUGCGCGUUACGUUUGACAUCCGAAAAUCUUACCGUACUCUCAUCAACGGGGAAUGUAACCAUCAAUAUAUCGAGUGGUACUCGUUUUAUAAUUACCGCAUUCGGGAAAGCGUCGAUAGCAAUGGCUAAGGCGGCAGAGGAACAGCUUGGAACACGUCUACAUGAAGGAGUGGUAAUUGCGCCGAACGUGGGAAAAAUCAGUAAUCCACACCUUCGAUCUCAUGUGUUCUAUGGAGCUCAACACAACCUACCGGAUGCGGAUUCUGUGACGGCUACACAUACGGCAUUGGAUUGUAUUCAGAAGAAUGACUCAACAGAUUCUGUAUUUCUUUUCCUCGUCUCAGGUGGUGGCUCAGCACUGUUUUGCUCACCUGAUGGCGUAACACUUGAGGAGAAGUUGAGCACAAUUCGUACGCUCACCGCAAACGGUGCGGAUAUCCGAGUACUUAACGCAUUCCGUCAGAAAUUAUCCACUGUGAAAGGUGGUAAAACGCUGAACUAUGUGAAAAAAGGACAAGUCGUCACUUUGCUCAUCUCAGACUUGAUCGAUAAUCUCAUACAGUUUAUCGCAAGUGGGCCAACGGUUCUACAAACGAAAUCCAUGAUUGAAAUGUCGAAUACAUUGACAUCAUUACCAAAAUGGAAAUCCUUACUACCUGCAGAAAUUCUGAGCAAGCUGAAGGAUUCACCUCCACAAUCCACUGUACAACCUCACAAUAUCAUUGUAGCGUGUAUAUCUAACGCUCUGGCGGAGUUGAAAAGAUUUUUCAUUCUACACGGUUACGAUGCUCAAAUCAUAACAUCGACUCUCGAAGGAAAUGCAGCUCAAAGAGGAAAAGAUUUUGCUGAACUAAUCAUGUCGACUAAGGAGGAUUUUCCGGAAAAAUUGAAGAAAUUCGGUGGGAAAUUGACCGCUGCUCCUACCACAAACAGGAUCGCUUUCCUGUUCGGCGGUGAGACAACGGUGGUGCUGCGUGGCGACGGAAAAGGAGGUCGAUGUCAGGAAAUGGUUCUAUCUUGCUUGAUGGCUCUCGCUUCUUCCGGCAAAACAAUGCCGAAGUUCUUAUUUCUGGCUGCUGGAACUGAUGGGAUUGACGGUCCGACGGAUGCUGCUGGUGCGUACAUUACUAACGCGGAUGUUGACAAGAAAAUCGUGGGAAAAGGCUUAAAAUACCUGGAAAUCUCAAAUUCUUACGAGUUUUGGUCAACUUACAACAAUGGUAAGAAUCACUUCAAACCUGGCCCAACUGGUACUAAUGUGAUGGAUAUACAAAUUGUUCUACUGGACUUUGAUCAAUAA
Messenger RNA from Necator americanus (New World hookworm), 1434 nucleotides. RefSeq lists its product as uncharacterized. Gene Ontology annotation, biological process: protein phosphorylation. Gene Ontology annotation, cellular component: cytoplasm. The transcript is spliced from 9 exons. The coding region runs from base 1 to 1434 and encodes 477 amino acids. Lineage: Eukaryota; Metazoa; Nematoda; Chromadorea; Rhabditida; Ancylostomatidae. Gene Ontology annotation, molecular function: glycerate kinase activity. The record is from RefSeq and is a predicted model, not a curated record.